AUGCAAAACCGGACUCUGGAGAAACAAGGACUUGACGCAUCUUCAGUGUACAAUUUGUUCUUGUACCGAGAGGGCCGCGCCUGGGGAGGCAGCAGCAGUGAGGAGGAAGAGAAGAAGAGCCUCUGUGGAACGGUUCCUGUGCUCUUUAUCCCCGGGAAUGCGGGCUGCUACAAGCAGGUGCGUUCCCUCGCAUCUGUCUCCCACCACAUCUACCACGCCUCUCAUGCGCAACACGAAUCAAGGAACAGCCCUCCCUGCUUCGCCUGUUCAGACGAGCCAGACACAGAGCCUCUCACACCAGCGAAACCAGCAGCAGACUCAGACGGAAAGAAAGAGUCAGGGGAAGCGAGGGGAGAAGCUGCAGCAGGAACGUGGAAGGGGGGGCGGGGAUCAGCAGCAUACCCAUCUCGCCUGGUGUGGUUCUCCGUGGAUCUGAGGGAGCACCUCUCUGCUCUUCACAGCGCUCUGCUGCACAAACAGGCGGCCUUCGUUGCUGCUGCUGUCACUCAGCACCUCUCUGCUCUUCACAGCGCUCUGCUGCACAAACAGGCGGCCUUCGUUGCUGCUGCUAUCAUCCAGAUGUUAGCUCUGCACUAUCUCCAGCUUAUUCCCCUCUCUUUGCAAUUUCAGUUUCUUCUCUUCCCACUUCCCUGUGCUGCAAUCGUGGGGCACUUAAUGAGGAUUUUGUUCUUUCUGGGACCUCUAUAUCCUCUCCCUCUAUCGUUUCUCCUGUGCCUCCACGCCUACACCCCCGCCCCCUGUGCUGCUAGUGGGGCAUUCAAUGGCGGGGAUAGUCGCGCUGGCCCACAGGAGACUCACAGGGGGGGGAGAUGUGAACGAGGGAGGGGACGGGAAGGACACGUGGAGAGGGAGGGGGAGGACACGCAGACAACUCAUCUUAUCCUCUCCCGCUACUGUUCUUCCUGUUUCCACGCCCGCUCGCCCGUCCUCUGUGCUGCUAGUGGGGCAUUCAAUGGGGGGGAUAGUGACGUUGCCGCCUGGCCCACAGGAGACUCACAGGGGGAGGAGACGCGAGAGAGGAAUUUGGGCUGCCUUAGAAACCACAACCCGGCCACCCUUUGUCUGGGCUGCGGCCUCUUCCCCCUCCCCCUCCAGCCGUCAAUGCAUGCCCUCUAUCACUCCCUCAUCCAGCACACCCCCAACUCUCCCUCCUCUGCUCUGCUCCUCGCCUCUCUUGCUGCCGGCCGGAGUGACUGGCAGGUGAGAUUGGCUGGUGAGAUUGGCCUCGUGCCACGUGUCAGCUUACCACUGGUUGCCCUGCCAUCCCACACGCACACCAAUCCCACCCCUCCCAGCGCUCUCCCUCCUCCUCUCUGCUCCUCGCAUCGUUUUCUGCUGGCUGAAGAGAUUGGCAGGUGA
Messenger RNA from Closterium sp. NIES-65, 1380 nucleotides. Lineage: Eukaryota; Viridiplantae; Streptophyta; Zygnematophyceae; Desmidiales; Closteriaceae. The record is from the annotation of a GenBank genome assembly.